Molecule: messenger RNA, 345 nt
Organism: Paramecium sonneborni
Lineage: Eukaryota; Ciliophora; Oligohymenophorea; Peniculida; Parameciidae
Source: the annotation of a GenBank genome assembly
AUGUUUCUGACUUGUUGUCUUAAUGUUUACUCUAUGUUGCUGAAAACUCAAAUUAAUUUUAUUGAUAAUGAAAUUAUAUUAUCUCUUGAUUUAUAGCCUCCUUACAAAGCUAUCCUAAAGAAUUUUUACAUAUUUACAAAGAAGAAGAACCUUUAUAUUUUCUACCUUUAUAAUAUUCUAAUCUUAUUAAUUGGCAGUUUAAAAGACAUUUAGUAGACUUUAGGAUUAAUAAUACUAUUUAUUUUACAGACUAAACUUAUAAGUAAAAUGAAUUACUAAAUGGAAAACUAUUUUUUCAAAAAUUCAAGAUUUCUAUUCUCCAUUAGUUAAAUCUAAACACAGUGA